GUGGCGGGCGGGUCGUCACCGCUACUGCCACUCACUUUUUUGUUUCUUUAAAUUGUUUUUCUUUUGACAUGACCCUAAUGGACAAGAAACUCUUACAAAGAAUGCCAUCAUCACUAUCAUCAUCGUCAUCAUGCCCGUCACUCCACGAGUCGGAGGACGAGCUGAAACACAUGCCAUUGGCACCGCCGCGCCAAAAGAACAAGAAGCAUUUGUCGAAGCAACUUUCAAUGUGCGAGACACCAAGGGACCUCGCAUGGGAGAAGCGACGACGACAAAUGCUCCGCCCAAGGAACGCGUCAACCGAUAGAGAUGACUUGACUGAUGAGGAUUGGAAUGAGCUCAAAGGUUGUAUUGAGCUAGGGUUUGCAUUCAAAGAGGAAGAUGGUCACAAACUAUGUGGUACAUUACCAGCCCUUGACCUUUACUUCGCCGUUAACCGACAGCUUUCUCCGAGCCCAGUGUCUACACCCCAUAGCAGCACCUCGUCGUCAUCUCUCGGCGCAAGGUCUUCAUCGUUCGAGAGCCCCAAAAGUGAGUCUGAGACAUGGAAGGUUUGCAGUCCAGGGGAAGAUCCAAAGCAAGUGAAGGCAAAAUUGAGACAUUGGGCACAAGCUGUGGCAUGUUCGGUGAUGCAAUCAUUGGGAGAACAUAAAGGGAAAUUUUGAGGAAAGAUAUUGUACAGAGCAGAGGAGU
Messenger RNA from Cucurbita moschata (crookneck pumpkin), 693 nucleotides. RefSeq lists its product as uncharacterized. The record is from RefSeq and is a predicted model, not a curated record. Lineage: Eukaryota; Viridiplantae; Streptophyta; Magnoliopsida; Cucurbitales; Cucurbitaceae. The coding region runs from base 69 to 665 and encodes 198 amino acids. The transcript is spliced from 2 exons.